UGAUUAAUAUGUAAUGGGGUUUUUUCGUUUGUUUGUUUGUCAUUUCAGCUUCUUCUAAACUAAGGAACGAAGUCUUGACGCAGACAUGCUGGUUGGAGGAAGAAGCAAAGCUCAGUGUCGGGAAGUGAAUGGAAAUACACCUCACUCAUUGGCAGUGCAAGCCAGAAAGCCAUUAUCCAGAACCAUGGAUUACUUCAACAUGGAACGAAGGAAACAAGAUACUGCUCGAAACACUUUGCUGGACUUUACCAAGGACCAAAGUGCCUGCAAUAUUAGAAUGCGCUGGGAAAAAAACACAGAGAAGAAGAUGGUGUCAGCCACUAUUAAACAGCGUGUCCACAAGGCAAUGGAACAGUAUGAGAUGAGCAUCGACGAGAGGAGGAAAAGGCUGCAUAACCUACUUGAAUCUGAGGAGAGAGAACUGUUGCGAGAGUUGCAGACAAAGAAAAACACCAUACUUGAAAACCAAGCAAGGAUGCGUGAGAGAGCAAAGUUUCUGCAGGAGAAAAGAGAGAGUGAGAGGCAGAAGGUGGUUGCUGAGAAAUUUGAUCAACUCGUCAGAGAGCAGAGUCAGGAGGUGCGAGCUUUUAACACGCGCCGGCAACUGGAAGAGGUCUACACAGAGCGUGCAGCACAGAUCCAAACGCGUCAAGAGGAGCAUCAAAUGCAGCUGGAGGAAGAAAUGAAGUAUGCACAACUUUGGGAAGAAGAUCGUCUGGCCAAAGAGCGAUAUGAGGACCUGCAUGCUCAGAGUCAGAGAGAGAAAAACUUAGAGCAGCUUGCUUUCCUGCACAGUCAGAUGGAGGCUGCAGAGCAACAUAGGUUGCAGGAAAAACAACUAAAAAAUGAAGAGGCUCAGUUAAUGCGAAAUCAGCGGGAGAUAAUGCAUCUGGAAGAGCAGCGGGAGAACAGACUGAAGCUCCAGAAUCAGAAGAAACGGCACAGGCAGCUAGACACCUCACUGCGCCUGAAAAUGAAGCGUCUGGCACGGGAACAGCAGGAGGAUCUGGAGCUGGACAUGAGCAUCCUGGAGCAACUGCUUGCACAGACUGAUAACGAGAAAAAAGAAGAGGCUCUGAGAAAGUUGGAGUUGCGUGAGGAACAGUUAAGGUAUCGGCAAUACCUGGCCCAACAGCUGAAGGAGCAAAAACAGCAAGAAGCAGAGAUGGAGCAGAUGAUCGAGGCUGACCUGCAGCAGACAUGCAACCGCCGAGCGGAGCAAAACCGUCUGGUGAAGGAAGCCAGAGACCGGCUUAUGAAAGACGUCCUGGAUACACGGCAUUUACAAAUUCAGGAAAAGUUACAGAGGAAUGCCCAGAAACAGGCUGAACUGGCUCAGGAGAGAGAUGAGCUGAGUAGAACCAUCCAGGAGAACAAGCUGCUGGACGAACAGGAAAAAAAACGUUUUAGAGAGGCAUGUCAUGAAUAUCAAGCUGAUCUGUUGGCUCAGCUUUUGCACAAGCAGCAGCUGUGUGAUGCCGAGCAGGCCGAGAUUGAUCGGGAGGCCGAAAUGAAUCGACUGAACCAGGAAAAAUAUGAUCAGAAGGUCCAGGAAAUCCUGUCCAGACCAAUGUCACACACCACAGCAGUUCACCCUUUUAGAAAAAGAGGGGCUAAAUCAACAUUUUAACUAAACCUGCUCAAAUGAUUGGAAAUAAUAAUUCUCAGUGAGCUCCUCCUCCAUUAAUAUAUGGUACAGUUAAUAGGCUAAUAAACAGUAUCUAUGAAUUGAGAUUAAGAUGUACAACACAAAAUUAAAACAAAAAAUCUUCCUCUGCUGUGUUAUUUUUGCUCUUGAUUAAACCAAGUUUAGUUUUAAAUCGCCCCAUAGCUUGUACCAUGUCUGACUUGACUGACUAGUUUAUAAUUAAAGCAAAUUAUUUUAAUGUUA
Silurus meridionalis is the source of this 1891-nucleotide messenger RNA. It is a transcript of the gene cfap53, whose product is annotated as cilia and flagella associated protein 53. Lineage: Eukaryota; Metazoa; Chordata; Actinopteri; Siluriformes; Siluridae. The transcript is spliced from 8 exons. The record is from RefSeq and is a predicted model, not a curated record. Bases 86 to 1630 code for a protein of 514 amino acids.